AGAGCAAAGUAGAGCGCCACGUCCACGUCACGCAAAGUCUGAGCGUGUUGUAGGUUAGACAGCGAGAAAGAGAGACAGAGGGUCGGCGGAUUUCAGGCUGGUUCGGCGCUGAGUGAAGUUUAAACCGCCACAGGUUGCUGUAAGUCUACAAGCGGAAUCAGCAGGAGUGCAGGCUGAGAGGAAGAACAGCUCGCGUUAAAGUCUGAAACCACAAUGAGCAAGAUAGAUGAUCCACAGCAUGAUGAGCCUGCAUACUUAAAGGAUGAGCCUCCAGCAGAUACAAAUAAGGACCACCCUCAGGCUCAGCCAGGCAUGUUUUCCAGAGUGACAGGAGGUCUAUUCAGUGUCACUAAGGGGGCUGUCGGGGCCACCGUUGGUGGGGUUGCCUGGCUUGGAGGGAAGAGCUUGGACCUCACCAAGACAGCUGUCACCUCUGUUGCUGCUGUUCCUAGCAUGGGAGUAGGAUUGGUGAAAGGAAGCGUGUCUGCAGUGGCCGGUGGAGUAACUGCAGUUGGCUCAGCAGUUGUUAAUAAGGUUCCUAUUGGAGGGGGAAAGAAGAAGGACAAGUCUGAUUGAAAUGUCUGAAUUUUGUGAGGAGAGAUGCUGUCAUCAGUGACUUGAUAUGACUUCUCAGUGGGAUCAUGUUUGGUUUGAUAUUCUGCAAAAAUGCUUUGUUGGGAUCAGAUCAAUGCUGUUCUAUGAAAGAGCGACUUCAGUGUACUAGGAGUGUCCAUCUGCUUCUGAGAAGAGGCUGUUUUUGUAUCCUAAGUUGUAUGUUUUGGAACAUGACAAGGUUUGAAUGUUAUGAUCCCAGUAAGGGAAAAUAUUUUUAAUAUUUGAAGUAUUAGUUUUCAGAGUCGUUUGGAGAGUCAGGUGUUUAGUGAGGGACCACUGUAACAUUGUUUCAUCAAACCACAUUGCACCGGGUUUUGUGUCUUUGAUCAUGAACUAGGGAAUACACAUAUCUUUGUACCAGAGCCUUAGGGAAAAUUAGUCCCAUGAGCCAUAAGUUGAAUUGACGCAGAAAUCACUUAGGUAUCCAUCAGUUUACUGCAGCAGAAAAUUUGAGACUGUGAUGGGUUGACGGUAAUGGAUCAUCUGUUUGAUUGAGAUACAGAGAUACAGCCUCUGGGGUCCAGGCUGAGGCUUCUCAUACAGCUUUUCUCAUCAGUCUAUUUUUCUUUCUUUUUUCUUUUUUUUUUUUACCUGCAAUACAGAGAAGCCCUGGGCCUCCAGCCAGGAAUGAAUGUGUUUGCUGUGCACCAAAAACAACAGCUAAAGGUGUUAUUCUGUUGAAAAUCUGAAUGCUGGUAGAAAACAUUCAUGACCAAAAACCGAAAAGUUUGUAACUAUUUCAUUAUUCAAUGAAAUAGCAGUUCAGGUUAGGUUCUAAUGUCUGUCAAAUGUGGCCCAUUUUUUUUUUCUUUUGUGGUGGAGAUUGUCUAUAAAGUUUUUUGACUACACGUGUUAUUUAUCCUAAAAAAACAUUUUCAGUGGCUUUCAAAUUUUGUCUAAUCCAUUUCACAAAAACAAAAGCAUUUUCCUCCCAAUCCAAUACUGCAUUACAAUUUUAUAUUUUGAUAUGAAUGAGCAGAGACAGUAUUUUCUGUUAGAUGUGUUCGGACUCUUUGUUUUCCUACAACCAAAGAAUGCAAAUGCUCAGUCAGUAUAUCUUCUCUGUAAUAAUCAAGGUUUUUUGAUUUUAUUAAUGUAAGUGUAUUCAUUUUACACACAAAUAUGUAUCUGUGUGUGAAUAUAUAUAAAUAAUGUGAAUUAAAUAAAGAAAUAGGAUUUAACAUUG
Messenger RNA from Clarias gariepinus (North African catfish), 1801 nucleotides. It is a transcript of the gene tmem263, whose product is annotated as transmembrane protein 263. Bases 214 to 576 code for a protein of 120 amino acids. The transcript has 3 exons. The record is from RefSeq and is a predicted model, not a curated record. NCBI's taxonomy places the organism in Eukaryota, Metazoa, Chordata, Actinopteri, Siluriformes, Clariidae.